CCUCUCCGAACGCUACAGUGUUCACCGACGACAAGUACGAUUUCGCGUGGCCGCCGUGACGUUACAUCGUAUUUCGCACCGCCGCCGUCGCCUAUCGCAUCGUGUCCGCCAACCGUUCUGGAGCAGUGUUCGUUCCGACGGUUUCUCGUUCAUUUCUCUCUUGUGUGUUGCGAUCAGCAACAUUACCUCUCUACCGACCGAAACGCCGUGCAAAUUUUGCAAUAUUGCGCCGUACCGUUUCAGCACCAGCACUUUCGACGAGCCCGCCGAAACGGUUCCCGCAACAGGAACCCGUGUCUCCUCGAGGCUUGCCAAAGGCACCGAUCUUUGGCCGAGUCGACGGAAGCGAACGAUAUUCGCUAAUCAUUUCAUCACCGUUCCCGCGUCCCAGAGGGGUGACACCAUUUAUAUGAAGUUUCUCGACACGGUAUCGCCAUCAUUAUCCAGAGCAAGAUCUGGCAGUUGUAAAAAGCUCAUAGAGCCAUUUAUUGGCCCUGCUACAAGGUGCAUGAUUUCUUUAAAAUAUCAAGGUUUUAGUUUUCGAAAUUUGUUGGAACAGGACAUUGAAAUACUGCUGCAACCGACACAGGAAAUCGCAACCAUUCAGGGAAACGUGACGGGUUAUACUUAAUAUAGGAACUUUACAGCUGCAGCUAUGGGUAGCGUAAACGUGAAUCGGAAUGUCAGUGAUGCAUUCUACCGGUAUAAAAUGCCUCGACUUAUGGCUAAAGUCGAAGGCAAAGGAAAUGGCAUUAAAACAGUCAUUGUCAAUAUGGCUGAAGUAGCUAAAGCCAUUGGAAGACCUGCUACAUAUCCAACUAAGUUCUUUGGAUGUGAACUGGGUGCACAAACACAAUUUGAUUUCAAACAUGACAGAUUUAUUGUAAAUGGAGCUCACGAUGCUGGCAAACUUCAAGAUCUUUUGGAUUGUUUUAUUCGGAAAUAUGUAUUGUGUCCCGAAUGUGACAAUCCUGAAACUGAAUUAAUGAUUAGUACUAGAAAAGGAACAAUACAUCAAGGUUGUAAAGCUUGUGGAUAUUAUGGCUCUUUGGAAUCUAAUCAUAAACUGAAUGCUUACAUAUUAAAGAAUCCACCAAAUUUGAAUCCAGCAGCUCAAGGAUCAUCAUUAACUGAGGGAAAACGCAACAGGCGUUCUAAAAAACAAGGUGGUGAAAAUGGUGAAGGUGGAAGGUCUAGUUCUCCGGAAGAAAAUAAUUCUGAAUUAAUUGUUCAAGCUCCAGAGAAAUUGGCUGAAGAUAAUGAUGGUUAUGAUAAUUGGGCUGUUGAUGUAUCUGAAGAGGCAGUAAGAGCUCGUAUGCAAGAUUUAACUGAUGGAGCUAAAGGAUUGACCAUCGAUGAAGAUACAGAUAAGACUGAAAAAGAGCGAAUGGAUAUAUUUUACAACAAGGUUCAGAAAGCACGUGAUUCUGGUUCUAUUAUUGCCAGAGAACUUGUUGCUGAAGCUGAUCGUUUAGACGUUAAAAGUAAAGCUACAUUAGUGUUGGCUGAAUUAUUGUUUGAUGAGAAAAUUCAUUUGCAGUUGAAGAAACAUCGUGUUUUGUUCUUACAUUUUUGUCAUGAGGAUCAAAAGGCUCAAAGAUAUUUACUGGGUGGCAUUGAGCAAGUAAUUGGACUCCAUAAGGGUAGUUUGUUGCCAAAAGUUUCUGCUAUAUUAAAGUUAUUCUAUGAUGCUGAUAUUUUGGAAGAGGCUGUCUUAUUGGAUUGGGCUAGUAAGAUUAGCAAGAAAUAUGUCUCCAAAGAGCUCAGUCAAGAAAUACAUAAUAAUGCUAAUCAGUUCAUAACAUGGUUACGUGAAGCUGAAGAAGAAGAAGAAAGUGGAGAUGACAGUGAUGAUGACGUAGAAAUUGAGUAUAACGACCGUGUGCACACCAGUACAUUGAAAGCACAACCCACACCACCAGUUGCUAAACCCAGUGUGGAUGAUAAUGAAGAUGAUGUUGACAUAGAUGCCAUCUAAUUGUCAUUGGACAUUUGAGAAUUUAAUUAUUAUUCAAAUAAAAUUAGUUUAUAUUAUAUAAUCAAAUAUUCACCGUAAAA
Messenger RNA from Sipha flava (yellow sugarcane aphid), 2058 nucleotides. RefSeq names its product eukaryotic translation initiation factor 5 (gene eIF5). Gene Ontology annotation, cellular component: cytosol. Gene Ontology annotation, biological process: formation of translation preinitiation complex; translational initiation; formation of cytoplasmic translation initiation complex. The transcript is spliced from 12 exons. Gene Ontology annotation, molecular function: eukaryotic initiation factor eIF2 binding; translation initiation factor activity; GDP-dissociation inhibitor activity. Lineage: Eukaryota; Metazoa; Arthropoda; Insecta; Hemiptera; Aphididae. Bases 656 to 1978 code for a protein of 440 amino acids. The record is from RefSeq and is a predicted model, not a curated record.